Corylus avellana is the source of this 728-nucleotide messenger RNA. NCBI's taxonomy places the organism in Eukaryota, Viridiplantae, Streptophyta, Magnoliopsida, Fagales, Betulaceae. The record is from RefSeq and is a predicted model, not a curated record.
AUGAAUGGUGAAAAUGCAGGUUUGUUAGCAUUGACUCGUGUCGGCAGCCGAAGGGUUGUCCAAAUAUCAGCUGGAUUCAUGAUCUUCUUUUCCAUCCUUGGAAAAUUCGGAGCCGUCUUCGCUUCAAUCCCAGCACCAAUCAUUGGAGCUUUAUACUGCCUGUUCUUUGCUUAUGUGGGUUCAGCAGGCCUCAGUUUUCUUCAGUUUUGCAAUUUAAACAGCUUCAGAACAAAGUUCGUAUUAGGCUUCUCAGUUUUCAUGGGCUUAUCAAUACCUCAAUACUUCAAUGAGUACACAGUUGUCAACGGCUAUGGUCCUGUCCACACAAGAGCAAGAUGGUUCAACGAUAUGAUCAAUGUACCCUUCUCAUCGGAACCAUUUGUUGCUGGUUUAUUGGCUCUGUUCUUGGACUUCACACUGCACCAGAAAGACAGCCAAACCAGGAGAGACAGAGGCAUGCAUUGGUGGGAUAGGUUCCGGUCUUUCAAGACCGACACAAGAAGCGAGGAAUUCUAUUCUCUGCCCUUUAACCUGAACAAGUUUUUCCCUUCUGUUUGAUCUCUGGGAAAUGUAGCUUUGAAGUUGUGUGACCAAGUUAUGUCCUACUCCUAUGUAUCUUGUUGUGGGCAUCACAUUCUGUAACAAGGAUUGCAUUUCUUCUUCCUUAAUCGUUAAAUUGUUAUAACGCUGUAAAUCAACUUAGUAGUAUGAAUAUCUUUUUCUUCGCA